AUGGGCACCUCCGCAGUCCCCGAGCCAGCCCUGACCAUCCGCCACUUGCACCGUCACCCCGCCACCGGCACGUUCGCCCAGCCACCGGCACCUCCGCUCAAGCGGAACCAGCCCCACCGUGCGCCAGCCUCGCUCCCCCCCUCGGGCGUCCGUCCCGCACCUAUCGGCGCCCAAACGUCGCCCACGCACACCGGUACCAUCCAUCCAUCACUCGCCCACACCGGCUCUCGAGACCCUUGGGCACUGGUGGCCCCCCCAGAUCCCCACUGCCGCUGCAGCCCCCCAACCCCCAGCCCUGGGCAGGGCAGGCUCCAGGCCCGCCAGCAGCUGAGCAUCGCCUGUGCUGUCUGCUGCCUCUUCAUGGUCGGGGAGGUGAUAGGUGGGUACCUGGCACACAGCCUGGCCGUCAUGACCGAUGCAGCCCACCUGCUGACAGACGUGGGCAGCAUGUCCGUCAGCCUCUUCUCCCUCUGGGUCUCCAACCGCCCACCCACCAAAACCAUGACCUUUGGUUGGCACCGCUCGGAGACACUGGGUGCACUGGCCUCUGUCCUCUCUAUCUGGGUUGUGACCGCAGCCCUUGUCUAUCUAGCGGCCGCCCGCAUCAUCAGCAAUGACUACGAGAUCGAGGCACGAGCCAUGCUGGCCACAUCCGCCUGCGCCGUCGGCGUCAAUCUGGUCAUGGCCUACAUCCUGCACCAGUCCCCUGCUGGCCAUGGCCAUGGCACAGGGGCCUACGAGCAGCUGGAGAGCUCUGUGGCCUGCCAGCCCAGCCACAGCCCCCUGCCUGGCAGCACCAGCGUGCGGGCAGCCUUCGUCCAUGUGGUGGGGGAUCUGCUGCAGAGCGUCAGUGUCCUCGUGGCUGCCACCAUCAUCUACUUCAAGCCCCAGUGUAAGAUCGCAGACCCCAUUAGCACCCUCUUCUUCUCUGUCUUCGUCCUUGGCUCCACCAUCACGAUCCUCAGAGAUGUCUUCAGGGUCCUCAUGGAAGGGACACCGCGGGGCCUCGAGUUUGAUGCGGUGAAGGACGUGCUGCUGGGGACCAGCGGGGUGCGGGGUGUCCAUGACCUCCAUCUCUGGGCGCUGACGCUGAGCCACCCCGCGGUGUCGGUGCACGUGGCUGUGGAUGCCAGCGCUGAUGCCGAGAUGGUGCUGCAGGAGGUCACUGCCCGGCUCCAGAGCAGGUUUGGCUUUGCCUUGUGCACAGUACAGGUGGAGCAGCACCACGAGGAGACAGCAGGCUGUCCCCACUGCCAGGACCCCCAAGCCUGA
Pseudopodoces humilis (Tibetan ground-tit) is the source of this 1272-nucleotide messenger RNA. NCBI's taxonomy places the organism in Eukaryota, Metazoa, Chordata, Aves, Passeriformes, Paridae. The record is from RefSeq and is a predicted model, not a curated record.